Molecule: messenger RNA, 2062 nt
Organism: Erythranthe guttata (spotted monkey flower)
Lineage: Eukaryota; Viridiplantae; Streptophyta; Magnoliopsida; Lamiales; Phrymaceae
Product: O-fucosyltransferase family protein
Cellular component (GO): cytoplasm
Source: RefSeq, a predicted model, not a curated record
CAAAAUACACCGACCGUAACUACUGCCACUUUCAGUUUUCUUCUUCCUCUUCAAUCUUCAUCAAACCGCUAUUCACCACCACCACUUCGCCGGAAUCUUUGCCUUCUUCUUUCUCCUCUCACUAUCUCCGCCGCCGCCGCCGCUUCACGUUCCCCACACUCAAAACUGCGCAAAUCUCUGCCUUGUGGGGGCCCUCUUUCCUUCAAGAGAUUUAACAAUUAACAAAAUUCGUCGUCGUCUUUAAUUUCACUUUCUUGAUUCUUCGAGGCGAUGCAUUUAAUACCCACUUAACACCAACUUUGAUUCGCCUCGUUUUACGCCAUCAAAUUUCCCAAAAUAAAAAAAUAAUAAUAAUAUUUCAAAUUUCCUCACCCUCCGGAAAUGAUGAAGGUUUGAUGAUGGUAUCAAAAAUGUGCAGAGUGGGGGACGAAAAUGAAAAUGAAAGCAGACGAGAAAACGAGGUUUACUGCGAUUUGGGAGUGAAUUAUUUGGGCGAAAGUAAAGCCAAAUUAAUUAGGGUUUCCCAUGGUAGAAUGAAGCUAUGGACACUGAGAAUUAUUACAACGUUAUUGCUAUGGACAUGUAUUAUUCAAUUGGUCGCCAUUGGAGAGGUUUGGGGGCCUAGGUUAUUGAAGAGUUGGCCUUCUUGCUCCAGCCCCCCCAAUUUGUAUAUUCCCCCUAAUUUAUCUUCUCUUCAAUCAACAAACCAUUUUCCACUAAAAAGGGUGUAUGAGAACAAUGGAUAUCUCGUUGUUUCUUGCAAUGGAGGACUUAAUCAGAUGCGAGCGGCGAUAUGUGAUAUGGUUGCUAUUGCUAGAUAUCUUAAUAUCACUCUUAUCGUACCCGAGUUGGAUAAAACGUCGUUCUGGGCUGAUUCGAGUGAUUUUGAGGAUAUAUUCGACGUGGAUCAUUUCAUUUCAUCUUUAAGAGACGAGGUACGGAUAUUGAAAGAACUUCCGCCUAGGCUUAAACGGAGAGUUGAACUCGGAAUGUUCUACGAGUUACCUCCCAUUAGUUGGUCGAAUAUUUCCUACUACCGUCACCAGAUUCUUCCGCUACUAAAGAAACAUAAAGUCGUGCAUCUGAAUAAAACCGACGCGCGUCUUGCUAAUAACGGGCUACCGCUCGAGAUUCAGAAAUUACGUUGUAGAGUAAACUACAGUGCUCUAAGAUUUACUUCACAAAUAGAGGAUUUAGGCAGAAAAGUGGUCGAAAUGCUGAGAAAAAAGGGGCCUUUUUUGGUCCUCCAUCUUAGAUACGAGAUGGAUAUGUUGUCGUUUUCUGGUUGUACGAAAGGGUGCAACACUGAUGAAGUGAAUGAGCUUACUACAAUGAGAUAUGCUAACCCGUGGUGGAAGGAGAAAAUCAUUGAUCCGGAAAUUAAAAGGAAGGAAGGUUUAUGCCCUUUGACACCCGAAGAAACUGCUUUAGUUCUCACUGCACUCGGUAUUGAUAAAAAUGUUCAAAUAUAUAUUGCUGCUGGAGAAAUAUACGGUGGAGAGAGAAGAUUGAGAAGUUUGUCGAAAGUAUUUCCAAAUCUGGUGAAAAAGGAGACGUUGCUUGAACCAUCGGACUUGAUGUUUUUCCGAAACCACUCGUCACAAAUGGCGGCUUUGGAUUACCUUGUCUCGAUGGAGAGUGAUAUAUUCGUUCCCACAUAUGAUGGAAACAUGGCUAAAGUCGUUGAAGGACACCGCAGGUAUUUAGGGUUUAAGAAGACAAUUGUACUGGACAGAAGAGUUUUGGUUGGUUUGAUAGAUGAAUAUAGUGAUGGAUCAUUGAGCUGGAAUGAGUUUUCAUCCUCUGUGAAGGAGGCGCAUGCUAACAGGAUGGGGAGCCCGAAGAAUCGCGUUGUGAUUUCUGAUAAACCGAAGGAAGAAGAUUACUUUUAUUCCAAUCCACAGGAAUGUUUUGCAGACGGCGAAACCGAAAGCGUUGUAGGUUGACCUAUUUUCGCCUUACAGCAAAUCACACACAGCUUGUGUGUGUAAAUUUUUUAGACAAGAAAUGUGUACUUGGUUCAAUCUAAGUUAUACGUCAUUCUUUUAGAGUUUUCGUUUAU